This is a messenger RNA of Vombatus ursinus (common wombat), 693 nucleotides long. Its product is annotated as serine/threonine-protein phosphatase 6 regulatory subunit 1-like. The transcript has 4 exons. The annotation marks the transcript as partial. Gene Ontology annotation, cellular component: cytosol; nucleus. The record is from RefSeq and is a predicted model, not a curated record. Lineage: Eukaryota; Metazoa; Chordata; Mammalia; Diprotodontia; Vombatidae. Gene Ontology annotation, molecular function: protein phosphatase binding; protein phosphatase regulator activity.
CUGCGCGCGCCCCUAUGUUCCCGAGGCCGGAGCCGCCGGUGCCCGCGCGCCCAGGGUGCCAUGUUCUGGAAGUUUGACCUGCACACCAGCUCCCACAUCGACACGCUGCUGCAGAGGGACGACCUGGUCUUGGCUCAGCUCCUGGACGAGGAGGACGUGCUGCAGGAGUGCAAGGUGCCGCACCCCAAGCUGCUGGACUACCUGCUGCGGCCGGCCCAUCUGCAGGCCCUCGUGGACUGGGUCACGCAGGAGCCCCCAGCCGCCGGCGACGAGCGGCUGCGGUACAAGUACCCCAGCGUGUCCUGUGAGAUCCUGACCUCCGACGUCCCCCAGAUCAAUGACGCCCUCGGGGAGGAUGAGGCCCUGCUGGGCCGCCUGUACGGCUUCCUGCAGAACACAGGCCCCCUGAACCCCCUGCUGGCCAGUUUCUUUAGCAAAGUCAUGGGGGUCCUGAUCAACCGGAAGACGGGCCAGAUAGUGUCCUUCCUGCGGAACAAGGCCGACUUUGUGCCUUUGUUACUUCAUCACAUCGGGACGUCUGCCAUUAUGGACCUGCUGCUGAGGCUGCUGACCUGUGUGGAGCAGCCGCCCCUGAGGCGGGAGGUCCUGGAUGUGAGCCCUGCCUCCCCUCUCCUCCCCUCCCCCUUCUCCUUUUUCCAUCUCUCUCCCCCUUCCCUCUGUCCCUCCUUCUCU